GGGCGGCCUGGCGAGGUGUUUACCCGCGGUGCAUCGUGGGGCAGUCUCCUCGGGCAACCCCGGCCCAACAGCCGCCCAGAGGCUGUGCUGAGCUGGCGCAGCGGCGGCUGCAGCAUGAGCCGGACCCCGGUAUCGUCUGCGCCCCAGUCGAGUGUAGACUACUACGAGAGGCUGGGCCAACUCCAGCACGGGCUGCGGGACAGUGAAAAGAAGAGAUUGGACCUGGAAAAGAAACUUUAUGAAUAUCAUCAGUCUGAUACAUACAGAGUUAAGCUGAAAUAUGUGAAACUAAAGAAUUAUCUGAAGGAAAUAUGUGAAUCUGAAAAGAAGGCUCAUAUUCGAAAUCAAGAAUAUUUAAAGCGAUUGGAGCAUGUCCAAGCUCAUGUUGGGCACUUCACCACAAAUACAGAGAAGCUUCAGAAACUGAAGAUUGAAUAUGAGACUCAAAUUAAGAAGAUGCUGCUCGAAAAAGAUAGCCUAGGACUAAAAUGUGAACUGAAAGAUGAAGACAGAGAAAAGGUUGCAGUGCAGGAGGGAAUUAACUCAGGAAUAGCCAUGUCGAGAGGAUUGUAUCAACCAGCAGCAAUUUUUAUGGGCCGCCAAAUGUCAGCCGUCUCAAGCAUGGGAGAUUGCAGUACAGAGCACAAAUCUCCCCAACCCACAAAGAACUUUUCAAUUCCUGACCUACAUUCACACCAACAGACAGCCCAGAGCAGUAAUGUGACAGACAGCUGUGUAGUACAAACUAGUAGUGACACACAGUGCUUAAAUAAGUCUGACAACAUAGAUGGAAAGGCAUCUCUUCAGACUGGUGAGAAAACGCCAGUCACAGCCAGUGUAUUGUCUGAGGAGGAAAAAACUCAUUGCUUGGAGAUAGGAAGUAACACAUGUCGUGGCAAGAGUAAUUUAUCUGAAGGCAAAAAGUCUGCUGAACUCAAUUCCCCAUUACAGGAAAGAUUAAGUCCAGAGAACAGAACCACUGAUUUAAAGUGUGACAGUUCCAGCAGAUCAGGGGGAUCAGAGGGAGAAAUACUGACACGGGAACAUAUUGAAGUUGAGGAAGAAAGAGCCAGCCCACCAGUCUCUCCGAUAUCAGUUUCAGAAUACCGUGGAUCUGAAACUAAGUGGUCUCAAGAGAAGCAUUCUGCUUGGGAAGGUGUUUCAGAUCAUCUUGCUCAUGGGGACCCAGAGUCACAAAAGCCCUUCAGAAAAAUGCAGGAAGAGAAGGAGGAGGAAAGUUGGAGCACCAGCAGUGACCUCACCGUUUCUAUAAGUGAAGAUGAUCUGAUUUUAAAGAGCCCGGAACCACAGCCAAAUCCGGAUGGCAAGGUGGAGGGAGAAGAUGGAAUAGAGGCGUUAAAAUUAAUCCACUCUGAGCAAGAAAGAGAUGCCCUAUCUACUGAAAAAAAUAAUUGUAUUUUGCAAACCCUAAGCUCUCCUGAUUCAGAAAAGGAAUCUUCCACUAACGCACCAAUAAGAAAACCUGGACAAGCACCAGACUUAAGCAGACCGAGAGCACAGGUGGGUCAGCAUGUUGCCACCUUGAAAGAACAUGAUAAUUCUCUCAAAGAAGAGGCAACAGCAUUAUUGAGAAAAGCCCUUACAGAAGAGUGUGGCCAUAGGUCAACUAUUCACAGUAGUGAAUCAUCUUGCAGCUUGUCAUCUAUUCUGAAUAGCAAUAGUGGAGUAAAGGAACCCAAACCUGCUGUAUGGCUCAACAGUGUUCCUACAAGGGAACAAGAAGUUUCAAGUGGCUGUGGAGACAAGAGCAAGAAAGAAAAUGUGGCUGCAGAUGUCCCAAUCACAGAAACAGAAGCCUACCAGUUGCUGAAGAAGGCUACCCUUCAGGAUAAUACAAAUCAAACUGAAAGCAGGUUUCAAAAGGCAGAUGCUCCUGUGUCACACUUGUCAGGUUUGAACAUUGGCAGCGGUGCAUUCGAGACAAAGACAACUAACAAAAUUGCUUCGGAAGCUAGUUUUUCAUCUAGCGAAGGAAGUCCUUUGUCAAGAAAACCUUUGCCAACCUCUGUCUUACAAGAUGGAAACAUUACUUCUACACUCUCAGCAAAGAUUAGGCAGUCAGAUUCCAAGCACAUAAGACCACAUGGUGACCAUAUCCCAUGGCCUACACCCUUCACUCUGAUUUCUUUUACUUUCUGAAAUGCAGUUUUGUUAUUAUUUCAUCUACUCUAGUAGACAAAGUCGUUGGCUCUAUCCAGGACACCAGAGAAAGUUCUCAGGCUUCUCCAUCAACCUUGCCUUAGCUUUACAUAUUAGGUAUGACCUAAAGAAAAAAAAAGUUGACCCUAAGAAUUCUGUAUAAUAAAAAAUCAACCUUGAAUUGCAGGGUCACAUUGACUUUCAGAGAUUUUCUCAAAAGGAACAAUAAUUGCCCCUUCAAUGUGAGAGUUGAGAACAAAACACUGGAAAGCACCCUCUGCCUUUCUCCGUGGGUAGAUCACGCACCACGCACAUUUAGCUCUGAAACAUGUUUCCUGUGAGUAAACCAAUAACACAGACAAUUAAGAACCAUUACACAAUUAAUUCACAUUUCACUGGGAUGUUUACUGGCUCCCUGUGGCUUAAAUGUUCUCAAAGCCACACUGUAUAACCACAGGACAGACAGAAAAAGCAAGUUCAAGUGGCCUCAUAGAGACAUGGCUUCAGGAAAUCAUUUUUUCCUAGAGUACCACAUGCAGAAGUGAGAUCCCUGAAAUGCGCAGUGGGUCACCUCCGUGGCAGGACUCGGCGUUGCUGGCUGAUUGCUUUUGAUGAGUUAAGUGACUACUAACACACACUCGCAUAGAUGGUUCUCAUGCGUCUGUGUUUACAGCAUUGUACGUGACUUUUUUCCUUUCCUCCCCCACCUUUAGCUUUUCUGGGUUUUUAUUUUUAUUUUUCUUUGUCAGCAGGAAAGCCAAAGAAACUUGAACUUGAUUCUGAAGUGUAAUAUUAAAUAGAAAUAGGCAAAUUAAGUAUUGUAUAAUUGAAUAUUGAUCAAAUGCCUUUAAUCAGGGCCCUCAGCUUAGUGAGGAGCACUUGUUCAUUCCAAGUGAACAUGUUCAUUAAUCACCUGUUAAGUGCUGUGCACCGCAUUACCCAGGUGAGCUGAAACAGGUGUCGUCACUGCGUGCAUGGAGCUUGCAGUCAGAGGGGAAAGGGUGGCCCAUCAGUUCACUGCACAAGUGAAUGUGAAACAGCAACUUGAUGAGGACUCAGUGGUGAAGACAGGGAGUCGGAAGUGGGAAGGCUCCAGCGGGACAGCACGACACCCCUGGGGAUCCACCUUGGACUGCUUGGGAUUUAGGUCUUUGAGCAGAAAUCAGUGGCAAGGCAUUGAAGAUUUUAAGCGAGGAAGUGGAGUGACCAGAUUUGCAUUUUAGAAAGCUCACUCUUAAUUGCCUAGUGGAAAGUGGAUUGUAGGGGACAAGAUGAGUGUGUCACCAGUUAGGAGGUUGUUGCAGAGACAGAAGUAAGAGCUGAUAGUUUUGUUGACCAGUAUGGUGGCAGUGCCCAGGGAACUGGCAAGGACUGCACGAAGUCUUGUGGAAGUUUGGGAGGAAUAGCAGGACAAGGGCCAGUGUGGAGAAAAGAGGAGUGGAGACUGGAGAGAGGCUUGGGAGGACUAGUGGGUCGGGGUGCCGUUCGCUGAGAUGGGAGGAAGGGCCUGGUCUGGCAGAGAGGAUGGUGAGUUUGGUUGUGGAUGGGAGCGUUGACCAUGAGGCACUUCGGAGGAGCUACAUGAAGCCACCAAGUGGGCACUGAAUGUGUUUCUUUCUGGAGCUCAGAGAAGUGACCCAGGACAUGGGCACCUGGCUGAGCUCUCCUGCCACUGUGUCCUUUCUCCUGUGUCCUGGACUCCCUGCUGCCCCACCACACCACACCUUGUUCCUCAGUCCCAGCCUGUGAAGGCCUCUGCCUUGGGAGGCACCUGGCUUCCUCUGCGGUCUUGCAGCUCCCCCAUCGCCGCCACAGUGCUCUCAGUCCCCCCAGCCAGCAAAGCUCUCUACCCCUCCCGCUGUGGCUCUUCUUGUAUGGACCACAGCUGGCAAAUUAGGCUCUUUCUACUCCUCCUAGAGUUUUAUAAUCCACCCUCCCCUGCAGCACCUAGCCCUGUGUCCUCAGGUAUCGGGAGGUGGGGAAAUAAUAGACAUCCCCACAGUUGCAUUUGUGUGUGUGUGUGUGCGUGUGUGUGUGUGUGUGUGUGUGUGUGUGUGUGUCACUUUCUGUAAAAUGGGUUCUUGCAGGCUCACCUCACUGGCAGGUCCCCACAAUCCUGGCAGCUCCAGGACUGUCAUUCAGCUGCUGACCCUUCCAGAUGCUCAUAGAGGUCUUCCAUGCUUCAUGGAGAAAUGGCUGUGAGCACUACUCAGUCAUGGUAAUUAAAGAAACAAGCACUAAGUUUACAGCGAACACUGAAAGAUAGCCUAGAAAAUGAUACCUUAGUGGAGCAUGUUUUUCUG
Messenger RNA from Sapajus apella (tufted capuchin), 4463 nucleotides. RefSeq names its product kizuna centrosomal protein (gene KIZ). The record is from RefSeq and is a predicted model, not a curated record. The transcript has 12 exons. Gene Ontology annotation, cellular component: centrosome. The coding region runs from base 115 to 2160 and encodes 681 amino acids. Lineage: Eukaryota; Metazoa; Chordata; Mammalia; Primates; Cebidae. Gene Ontology annotation, biological process: spindle organization.